Molecule: messenger RNA, 1369 nt
Organism: Schizosaccharomyces cryophilus OY26
Lineage: Eukaryota; Fungi; Ascomycota; Schizosaccharomycetes; Schizosaccharomycetales; Schizosaccharomycetaceae
Product: transcription factor TFIID complex subunit Taf4
Exons: 1
Coding region: 78-1190 (370 amino acids)
Biological process (GO): transcription initiation at RNA polymerase II promoter
Cellular component (GO): transcription factor TFIID complex
Molecular function (GO): RNA polymerase II general transcription initiation factor activity; protein heterodimerization activity; DNA binding
Source: RefSeq, a predicted model, not a curated record
CAAGCAUCGGUAUCAAGAAAUUGGAAGUAAAAGGCAAAAGCAUUGACAUCCAGCUAUUGAGAUUAAUUAUUUAUUGAAUGGAUUUUAGUAAUGACAAUAUGAAAAGGUAUGGAGACGAUGAAGAGGCACCUCAAGUGAAACGUACAAGAAAUGAAGAUUACCAAGAAUAUCCAGCGUAUGUGAACGGCAGGAAGGCAUCUUUUGGAGGAAAUCAAGGCUCUGGAGUUGGUAAAUUACAUUAUGGACCUUCUCGACCUGGAAACGUGCCUUCGUCCUCAGGCGCUGCUGGAAACACAGCAGCCACCGGCGAUCGCCAAGAAGCAGAUCAACUGCAGGAUGCUUUGAUAUCGUGUGGUAUUCAAUUAAAAGAAGAAGAAUUAAAUCUUUCUACUUCCUUCUAUGAUCCAGCUUCUCUAAAUACAUUUGCGCUUUCUACUGAAGAUCGAUCGAAAAAGUGCGACUUUUUGAAUUCGUAUACCUUGAUGCAAACAGUCAGCAGCAUUGUGAGCUUACACCGUUUAAAGAGUAUGGAUACUGAUAUCCACGCGCUCAUCUCUAUGGCAGUGCGUGACUACAUGGCCAAUUUGUUGCAAAGAAUGAUUGUCGAAAGCAAUCAUCGUACUGCACGCCUUGAUACGAGAAAUUAUACGCAACUUGAUAAUGUUCGCCAAACCUUAGCGAAUUCCGCUUACAAGGAAUACGAGAGCGAAGAACGAAGACGCGCUGUCUUGAACGUUCGCCGAGCUGAGCACGAAGCAAGACUCGCCGAAUUAAACACAAAUGCAAACAGUGAAGAGGGAUCUUCCAGUCGUCGUAAAAAAGAACAAAGCUCAUCGGCUGCUGCAAAAAAUAUUUCAGAAGAUGCUCAGAACAGGAUGACAAAUGCCACUGCAAGUAUUAUGGCGGGAAGUGCUUUACCUUCCGGUGGUAAGAAAUACUCUUGGAUGGCCACAGACAUUACCCCGGCUACCCCUGCCAUAGGAGGUGGUUUUGGAAUUCGUAAAAAAGAAACCAACACUCAAAAAAUGAUGGCUCGUGAUGGAACAUUACCUAUUCAAACCGAAGAGAAGGGUGUCAUUACCGCUCGCGAUGCCUUAGCGAUCUUGGAAAUGGAUCGUGAAGGUGCUGGACGUAUCUUUGGUAGAGGAGCUCGAGCGAUGAUGCGAGCAUACAUUCGUCUAAAGGACUAGGGACUUUCAAUCGUGCAUUGAUUUUUUUUCUUACGGGAGUGUUGUCAUGAUCGUUUUUGAUUAUUCUUAUGAAGUAUGGGGUUCUGUAUUUGCAAUGGCUUUUUUGAUAGGUAGAUGAUUUCUUUUAAUUGUUACACGCUAGUUUUCGUAUAUAUAUGUAUAUAUACUUAUUUUUUAAU